This is a messenger RNA of Ipomoea nil (Japanese morning glory), 1053 nucleotides long. RefSeq names its product zinc finger matrin-type protein 2. Lineage: Eukaryota; Viridiplantae; Streptophyta; Magnoliopsida; Solanales; Convolvulaceae. Gene Ontology annotation, cellular component: U4/U6 x U5 tri-snRNP complex; spliceosomal complex. Gene Ontology annotation, biological process: mRNA splicing, via spliceosome. The record is from RefSeq and is a predicted model, not a curated record. Bases 181 to 789 code for a protein of 202 amino acids. Gene Ontology annotation, molecular function: zinc ion binding; nucleic acid binding. The transcript is spliced from 10 exons.
AUACUCUUACGACCCGAAUACCCGAAAUUCUUCGCUCUCCCUCCUCUAUUCCUCUUGCUGGAUUCAAAUUCAUCCCUUCUCAAUAGAAACCUAAUUCGCUUCAAUUCAUCUCUUAUACUGCCACGUCAAUCGAUUUUCCCAGCUCCAUCAACUCAAGUAAAGGUUCCAUAUUUCAAAACUAUGGCGGAGCCCAACAACAAUGUUGUUGGAAUCGAUAACACUUUUCGGAAAAAAUUUGAUCGAGAAGAAUACUUGCAGCGUGCUCGUGAACGGGAAGAAAAGGAAGCUGAGGGACGGAAGUCCAAGGCAAGAGGUCCUCCAGUGCAGAGGAAGCCCUUGAAGCAAAGGGAUUAUGAAGUAGACCUCGAAUCUCGCUUGGGAAAGACUCAGGUUGUGACUCCAAUAGCACCCCUAAGUCAACAGGCUGGAUACUAUUGCUCAGUUUGUGAAUGUGUAGUCAAGGAUUCAGCAAACUACCUGGACCAUAUCAAUGGGAAAAAACAUCAACGAGCUUUGGGUAUGUCUAUGCGAGUGGAGCGGGCAUCUUUAAAGCAAGUCCAAGAGCGAUUUGAAGUGCUAAAGAAGCGGAAAGAUACUACUAGCAUCACCGUGCAAGAUUUCGAGGAGCGGAUGUUGAAACAACAGCAAGAAGAGGAAGAGAGGAAACGCCAGCGUCGAGAAAAGAAGAAAGAGAAAAAGAAAGAGAAGGCAGCAGAGGAGGAACCUGAGGAAGACACCGAUAUUGCAGCAAUGAUGGGAUUUGGAGGCUUCCGAACAUCUAAAAAGUAAUCUGGGUUUUGCAUCCAAUCUAGGUUUCCCUGCUAAUGUGCUGAGGUUUUUAUGUUAUAGCCUGAAGUGUGUCAAUAUGAGGUAUUUGCUAGCAAUAUAAUGAGUUUCACAGCAAUGCUCAUCACCUUCAAUUUGCAGCUAUAAAUGUUCAUUGUGUUUGAAGUAUACAUUUAUUGUUGCAAUAGUAAUUAAGCGGAUAUCCAUUAUACUUGUGAAAUUUCACAUAUUUAAUUCGUAAGUUUAUGUGAGUUGUUUAUAUGCUAA